GCGCCUAAACAGAAGAAGAGGAAGAAGUGGCAGCUCAGCUCAGCUCAGCUCAGCUCAGCCAGUGCCGCUGCCUGCUGCAGAGGACGCAGACGCCGAUUAUUGGAGCCGCUGACGGCUGGAUCUGUCUCUGCUUCUGGGGAACAAGUCUGCCACAGUCAUGCUGGCUGUUCCAGUUGGAGGAAAGCUGAUCGCCUGAGCUUGAGGUGCUCUCUUACUGGUGUCAAACAUGUCGGAUAAAAUGUCCAGCUUCUUGCACAUUGGGGACAUCUGCUCCCUGUACGCAGAAGGAUCCACCAAUGGUUUCAUCAGUACCCUGGGCUUGGUGGAUGACCGCUGCGUUGUCCAGCCUGAUGCAGGAGACCUCAACAAUCCCCCGAAGAAGUUCAGGGACUGUCUGUUUAAGCUUUGCCCCAUGAACCGCUACUCGGCCCAGAAGCAGUUCUGGAAAGCAGCAAAGCCUGGCGGGAACACGGACACAGUGCUGCUCAACAAGCUUCAUCAUGCUGCUGACCUGGAGAAGAAACAAAACGAUUCUGAAAACAAAAAGCUCCUGGGAACAGUGAUACAGUAUGGAAAUGUCAUUCAGCUGCUUCACCUGAAGAGCAACAAAUACCUGACGGUAAACAAACGGCUGCCAGCUCUGUUGGAGAAAAACGCCAUGAGGGUGAUGUUGGACACUGCAGGAAAUGAAGGCUCCUGGUUCUAUAUUCAGCCCUUCUACAAACUACGCUCUAUUGGGGACAGUGUGGUGAUUGGUGACAAAGUGGUCCUCAACCCAGUAAAUGCUGGUCAGCCACUACAUGCUAGCACACAUCAGCUUGUGGAUAACCCAGGAUGCAAUGAGGUAAACUCCGUCAACUGUAACACCAGCUGGAAGAUUGUCCUGUUUAUGAAAUGGAGUGACAACCAGGAGUGCGUCUUGAAAGGAGGUGACGUUGUACGGCUUUUCCAUGCAGAGCAGGAGAAGUUUCUCACAUGCGAUGAUCACAGAAAAAGGCAAUAUGUAUUCCUUCGCACUACUGGACGUCAGUCUGCCACGUCGGCCACCAGCAGCAAAGCCCUCUGGGAGAUCGAGGUGGUACAGCAUGAUCCGUGUCGAGGCGGGGCGGGCUACUGGAACAGUCUCUUCAGGUUCAAACACCUGGCUACUGGACACUACUUGGCUGCAGAGGUUAACCCAGAGUAUGAAGAUGAAGGCAUCGAUUUUGGCUCUCCGCUUGACUCAGAGCAGCAUGCCCUGAGAUCCCGUUUGAAAAAUGUCCAAGAUAAGGUCAUGUACACACUUAUAUCUGUUCCUGAUGGAAAUGACAUCUCCUCCAUAUUCGAAUUGGACCCGACCACCUUAAGGGGGGGAGACUCUCUUGUGCCCAGAAACUCAUAUGUGCGGCUUCGACAUCUCUGCACCAAUACGUGGGUUCACAGCACCAACCAACCGAUAGACAAGGAAGAAGAAAAACCUGUCAUGCUGCGGAUCGGCACAUCUGCACAUAAGGAGGACAAAGAGGCGUUCGCCAUCGUGCCCGUCUCCCCGGCCGAAGUUAGGGACCUGGAUUUUGCUAACGAUGCCAGUAAAGUUCUGGCCUCUAUUGCCGGAAAGCUGGAAAAAGGCACUAUCACCCAGAAUGAGAGGAGAGCGGUAACAAAGCUUCUGGAGGAUUUGGUGUUCUUUGUUGUGGACAUUCCCAACAAUGGACAGGAUGUUCUGGAAAUAAUGGUGAACAAACCCAACAGGGAGCGACAGAAACUCAUGAGAGAGCAGAAUAUUCUCAAACAGAUCUUCAAACUGCUACAGGCUCCGUUCACAGACAGCGGGGAUGGGCCAAUGCUGCGUUUGGACGAGUUGGCAGACCAGCGUCAUGCCCCCUUCAGACACAUCUGCCGCCUGUGUUACAGGGUCCUGCGUCACUCUCAGCAGGAUUACCGCAAGAAUCAGGAGUACAUCGCCAAACAGUUUCGCUUCAUGCAGAAACAGAUUGGCUACGAUGUCCUGGCCGAGGACACCAUCACGGCUUUGCUCCAUAACAACAGAAAACUGCUGGAGAAGCACAUUACUGCUGCAGAGAUCGACACAUUUGUUAGCCUGGUUCGCAAGAACCGGGAGCCCAGGUUCUUGGACUACUUGUCAGAUCUGUGUGUGUCGAUGAAUAAGUCUAUCCCUGUGACACAAGAGCUCAUCUGCACUGCAGUGUUGGACCCGGCAAAUGCAGACAUCCUCAUAGAAACAAAAUUGGUGCUCUCAAGGUUUGAGAUUGAGGGAGAGCAGCUUGGGGAGAACUCUCUGGAAGCAGAGGAGGAUGAGGAGGAAGUGUGGUUGUUCUGGAAUAACAGUGAUAAAGAACUCCGCAGUAAAAGCAUCAGGGAGCUUGCUCAGGAUGCCAAAGAGGGCCAGAAGGAGGACAAAGAAGUGAUCAAUUACUACAGGUACCAGCUGAACCUGUUUGCCAGGAUGUGUUUGGAUCGUCAGUAUCUGGCAAUCAACAAGAUCUCCAUCCAGCUGGAUGUAGACCUGAUCUUGAGAUGCAUGUCGGACGAAGACCUGCCUUUUGACCUACGCGCUUCAUUCUGUCGGCUGAUGCUACACAUGCAUGUGGAUCGGGACCCCCAGGAACAAGUCACGCCAGUCAAAUACGCUCGGCUUUGGUCUGAGAUCCCAUCGGAAAUCUCCAUUAACGACUAUGACAACGAUGGGAUGACCAAGGAUAAAAUAAAGGAGCGAUUCUCGGAGACAAUGGAGUUUGUUGAAAACUACCUCAGAGACGUGGUGUGUCAGAACUUUCCAUUUGCAGACAAGGAAAAGAACAAGCUCACCUCUGAGGUGGUGAAUCUGGCCAGGAAUCUGAUUUAUUUCGGCUUCUACAACUUCAGUGACCUGCUCAGACUAACUAAGAUCCUGCUGGCUAUUCUGGAUUGUGUCCAUGUUAGCACCAUUUUCCCAUUCACCAAGCUGGACAAAGGAGAUGGAAGCAGAAGCAGCAAUGUAAUGAGGUCUAUUCAUGGCGUUGGAGAGCUGAUGUCCCAAGUAGUCCUGAGAGGAGGCGGGUUCCUUCCUAUAGAUCCAAGCAGCCGUUCGGACGGAGGCACAGUGAAGACACAGAUUGAACCUGAGAAACAGGACAUACUGGUCAUGGACACUAAACUCAAGAUUAUAGAGAUCCUGCAGUUUAUCCUGAAUGUCCGUCUGGACUACAGGAUCUCCUGUCUUCUGUCAAUCUUCAAGAGGGAGUUUGAUGAGAGUAAUUCCCAGAACGAGUUAUCUAUAAGUGGAGCAGUAGAAGGGCCAAACAAUAUGCCAGGAGCUUUGGAUUUUGAGCACAUAGAGGAGCAAGCAGAGGCCAUCUUUGGUGGAAGUGAGGAUAACACACCUCUCGACUUGGAUGAUCAUGGUGGUCGAACCUUCCUGAGGGUCUUGCUGCACUUAACCAUGCAUGAGUACCCUCCGCUGGUAUCCAGAGCCCUGCACCUGCUCUUCAGGCAUUUCAGCCAAAGGCAGGAGGUCCUACAGGCCUUCAAACAGGUGCAGUUGCUGGUGACAAGCCAAGAUGUGGACAAUUACAAGCAGAUAAAGGAGGACUUGGAUAAGUUGCGGUCUAUAGUUGAGAAAUCUGAGCUGUGGGUGUACAAGAGGCAGGGACCCGAUGAGGGCUUGGAUGGAGGAGAGGGGCUGCCAGCUGAGCAGGAACUUCAAAAGGAUGACUCCUCCACACACAAACCAAGGAAGGCAGAAAGUUCCAGCAGCAAAAACUACAGAGUGAUAAAAGAGGUCUUGCUGCGUCUGAGCAGAUUGUGUAUCCAAGAAGGUUUGUCUGGUCGAAAGAGCCGAAAACAGCAGCAGAGGCUCCUGAGAAACAUGGGCGCUCAUUCCGUGGUCCUUGAGCUGCUGCAGAUACCUUAUGAAAAGGGAGAGGAUGUACGCAUGCAGGACAAUAUGAAACUAGCCCACGAGUUUCUACAGAACUUCUGUGCAGGAAACCAGCAAAACCAGGCUCUGCUCCAUAAACACAUCAAUCUUUUCCUCAAUCCAGGGAUAUUAGAAGCCGUCACCAUGCAGCACAUUUUUAUGAACAACUUCCAGCUGUGCAGCGAGAUCAAUGAGCGCGUGGUCCAGCACUUCGUCCAUUGCAUUGAAACCCACGGCCGCAACGUCCAGUACCUCAAAUUCUUACAGACCAUUGUCAAGGCUGAGAACAAAUUCAUCAAAAAGUGUCAGGACAUCGUAAUGGCAGAGCUGGUAAAUGCUGGAGAAGACGUUCUGGUCUUCUACAAUGAUCGAGCCUCUUUCCAGACUCUGGUCCAGAUGAUGCGGUCAGAGCGGGAUAGGAUGGAUGAGAACAGCCCACUUAGGUACCACAUACACCUGGUGGAGCUGCUUGCUGUCUGCACUGAGGGCAAGAAUGUUUACACUGAGAUCAAGUGCAACUCCCUCUUACCACUGGAUGAUAUAGUGCGGGUGGUCACCCAUGAAGACUGCAUCCCUGAGAUCAAGAUUGCAUACAUCAACUUUUUAAACCACUGCUAUGUGGACACUGAGGUGGAAAUGAAGGAGAUCUACACCUCCAACCACAUGUGGAAACUCUUUGAUAACUUUCUGGUUGACAUUUGCAGAGUGUGCAACAACACAAGUGACCGUAAGCAUGCAGACAAUGUUCUGGAAAGCUACGUGACUGAAACGGUGAUGAGCAUUGUAACCACGUUUUUCAGCUCCCCUUUCUCCGACCAGAGCACAAGCCUGCAGGAUAAACGUCUGAGGAAAAAUUUGCAGACCAGGCAACCUGUUUUUGUGCAGCUGCUGCAGGCAGUUUUCAGGGUCUACCAUUGCUACUGGCUUGGGUCUGGCCAGAAGGGUUCUGUUGAAACCUGCAUCAAAGUGCUCUCUGAUGUUGCCAAAAGCAGAGCAAUAGCCAUCCCGGUGGACCUGGACAACCAGGUGAACAACCUGUUUGUGAGAUCCAACAACAUAGUGCAGAGGACCGCCAUAAGCUGGAGGCUGUCCGUUCGCAACUCACAGCUUUCAACUCGCAGAGAAUCUGUGGUGACUGUGUCGAGGGACUACAGGAAUAUUAUCGAAAGGCUGCAGGACAUUGUGUCAGCUCUUGAGGAUCGUCUGCGCCCACUGGUCCAGGCUGAGCUAUCCGUCCUGGUGGAUGUGCUGCAUCGACCUGAGCUGCUUUUCCCAGAGAACACUGACUCACGCAGGAAGUGUGAGAGCGGGGGGUUCAUAUGCAAGCUGAUCAAGCAUACCAAACAGUUGCUGGAGGAAAAUGAAGAGAAAUUGUGCAUCAAAGUUCUGCAAACACUUCGAGAGAUGAUGACAAAGGACAGAGGUUAUGGAGAGAAGCUCAGGGCCUUUGAUGAUGAAAUGGAAAUGCCUAAGAAGCUGGAUCAGAACGUGCCUGCGAAACUGUUGGCAGACCAGAGAAGGGGCGAGGCGCUCAGACGGAUUCUGGUGAGCCGUUACUAUGGAAACUUCCACAGGAGCGGUGGGCGGAGGGACAGCCUGACGUCAUUUGGCAAUGGCCCCCUCAGUCCGGUAGGACCGGGCAGAAGCCAAUCAGCUUUAGGGGGCUCAGGCGGCCUCAGUCGGGCGGAGAUGACCCUGGCUGAAGUUCAGUGUCAUUUGGACAAAGAAGGAGCUUCUGAUCUCGUUAUUGAUCUAAUUAUGAACACUACCAGUGACAGAGUCUUCCAAGAAAGCAUCCACUUGGCCAUUGCAUUGCUGGAAGGAGGAAACACAACCAUCCAGCGCUCAUUCUUUUGUCGUCUGACUGAUGACAAAAAAUCAGAGGAGUUCUUCCGAGUUUUCUACAACCGUAUGAAGUCGGCUCAGCAGGAAAUCAAAGCAACAGUGACCGUAAACACCAGCGAUUUAGGAAACAAAAGAAGAGACGAUGACAGCCAGGACAGAGAUGUCCCCACUCGCAAAAAAGCUCGAGAUUCAACUGUAGCGAUGACAGAAGAUGUGAAAGAGCAGUUAAUAGAGGCUUCAUCUGCAACCAAGAAAGCCUUCAAUUCUUACAGACGAGAAGCUGACCCAGAGGACCAUGGCUCCUCAGCAGAUGGCCUGCCCAGCACUGGGGCCAACAAUCAUGAGGAAAAGAUGAGCUUUGUGGUUGUUAUCAUGCAGCCCAUUCUUCGCUUCUUGCAGCUACUGUGUGAGAACCACAACCGUGACCUGCAGAACUUCCUUCGUUGUCAGAACAAAAAGAACAACUACAACCUGGUAUGUGAGACCUUGCAAUUCUUGGACUGCAUCUGCGGCAGCACCACAGGAGGCCUCGGCCUGCUGGGGCUGUACAUCAACAAGGACAACGUUGCCCUCAUCAACCAGACACUGGAGAGCCUAACAGAGUACUGCCAAGGCCCCUGUCAUGAAAACCAGAAUUGUAUAGCAACACAUGAGUCCAAUGGCAUCGACAUCAUUAUUGCACUAAUUUUGAAUGACAUCAACCCGCUUGGAAAAAAACGUAUGGAUCUAGUGUUAGAGCUAAAGAACAAUGCCUCCAAGUUGCUGCUCGCCAUCAUGGAGAGCCGACAUGACAGUGAGAAUGCAGAAAGGAUCCUGUACAACAUGAAGCCUAAAGAGCUGGUGGAGGUAAUAAAGAAGGCAUACCUACAAGGUGAGGUAGAGUUUGUGGACAUAAAGGAGGAAGAGGAUGCUAGAGAUGAAGAGGAACACGAUGCUGCUUCUCCCCGAAAUGUUGGACACAACAUCUACAUUCUGGCUCACCAGUUGGCGCGUCAUAAUAAAGAACUCUCCAUGAUGUUAAAGCCUGGAGGUGCCAGCGGAGACGGCGACGAGGCGUUGGAGUUUUACGCCAAGCACACUGCUCAGAUAGAGAUUGUGCGUCAGGAUCGCACCAUGGAGGAGAUAGUGUUUCCCGUACCCAACAUCUGUGAGUUCCUGACCUCAGAGUCCAAGUUGCGAGUCUACUACACCACUGAGAGAGACGAACAGGGGAGCAAAAUAAAUGACUUCUUCCUGCGAGCGGAGGACCUCUUUAAUGAGAUGAACUGGCAAAAGAAGCUCAGAGCUGAACCAGUGCUAUACUGGUGCUCCAGAAACAUGUCCGUGUGGAGCAGCAUCUCCUUUAAACUGGCCUUGCUCAUGAAUCUGCUGGUCUGCUUCUUUUACCCCCUGGAGGGGGUACAUGCAGGAAUGCUGGAGCCCCGUUUGUCUGCACUGCUGUGGAUGGGAUUGUUUGCUGCACUGGUACUUGUUGUGCUCAUGCCACAGCCGCUGGGUAUCCUUGCCCUGGUCGCAGUCACAAUUCUCCGUCUGAUCUUCUCUGUGGGCCUGGAGCCUACACUCUUCCUCCUAGGUGCCUUUAAUGUUGGUAAUAAAAUCAUCUUCCUGAUUAGUUUUGUUGGAAACCGAGGGACUUUCACACGAGGAUAUAAAGCCAUGGUUAUGGACUUUGAGUUCCUCUAUCAUCUCAUCUACCUCAUCAUCUGUUGCCUGGGCGUGUUUGGUCAUGUCUUUUUCUACAGCUUGUUGUUGUUUGAUUUGGUGUACAGAGAAGAGACCCUGCUGAACGUGAUCAAGAGUGUGACCCGUAACGGGCGCUCCAUCGUGUUGACAGCAGUGCUUGCUCUCAUUCUGGUCUACCUGUUCUCCAUCGUCGGCUACAUCUUCUUCAAAGACGAUUUUAUCUUAGAGGUGGAUCGCAUCGCCAACGAAAGCCAAAAUGGUGGAGGCAGUCUUGCCGGAGAGUUUCUAAGCACAGGAAUGUGUCAAGGAGGUAUUGAUGAGAACUGCAGCUCCAAUGCUCUACAGGAAGAGUUUGGGAUCAACAACGAAGAUGAAGGCAACAUGGAGCGUACGUGUGACUCUCUGCUCAUGUGUAUUGUUACGGUGCUGAGUCAUGGCUUGAGGAGCGGAGGGGGUGUGGGGGACGUUCUCCGUAAGCCUUCUAAGGAGGAGCCAUUGUUUGCAGCCAGGGUGAUUUACGACCUGCUCUUCUUCUUCAUGGUCAUCAUCAUUGUCCUUAACCUCAUCUUUGGUGUCAUCAUUGAUACCUUUGCUGACCUGAGAAGCGAAAAGCAGAAGAAAGAAGAGAUUCUGAAGACUACGUGCUUCAUUUGUGGUCUGGAGCGCGAUAAGUUUGACAAUAAGACAGUGACUUUUGAAGAGCACAUCAAAGAGGAGCACAACAUGUGGCAUUACCUGUAUUUCAUAGUUUUGGUAAAGGUGAAAGAUUCAACAGAAUACACAGGACCUGAGAGCUACGUGGCAGAGAUGAUCAAGGAGCACAACCUAGACUGGUUUCCUCGGAUGAGGGCCAUGUCUCUGGUAAGCAGUGAUUCAGAGGGGGAGCAGAAUGAAAUCAGGAGCCUGCAGGAGAAGCUGGAGUCAACAAUGAGGCUGGUGGUCAACCUGUCUGGACAGCUGACAGAGCUUAAGGAGCAGAUGACUGAGCAGAGGAAGCAGAAACAACGAAUAGGUCUUCUGGGUCAUCCCCCACAUCUGAACAUUAAUCCCCAGCAGCCUGCAUGAUUUCCCUGGAGGACAGUUCAACUUUCACCAGUGCCCCAGUUACCCACAACAGAGCACUAUAAUGUGCCCAAAUGUAUUCAGGCUGGAUGUCUGACUGUACGGUCGACCUGAUCCUUCUGAAAUAUGCUCUUCAGCAGACAUGUUUGUACAUAUGUGUCUACAUGAAGUGAAAGUUUUAACCCUCUGCAGUGUGGGUGUGUCUAGGUGGGUUAAGUUUGCACAAAGUGCCUGGAAACCUUAGAAGUCAGUCUUGUCAGUCAAGGAAAUGAACACAUUGACUUAAGGGUCAGGAACCCAACUGUUUUCAGCUUUUUUUUUUGUUUCCCUUCAGAAAGCCAAAGUUCAGCCAUUGUUGCUGAAGGAGAUUUUCUCCUCAAGUGUCCUUUUGUCAUGGGUGGAAUCCCCAGUGUGGGACUGCAAACUCAGGCCACAUGUCGAUUUGAAGGUUUGUUUCAGCAUGUUAUUUAAUAACGGUUUCAUCUGAGCUUAUAGAAAUGUUAUAUGCAAUGUUGAAACAAGGAUGAAAUGUGUUGAUGUUUUUGUUUUUUAGUUUUUAAAGAGUGUGUUUUAUAUUUAGCACAUAAAGACAAAAAAAAAAAACCUUGAAGAGAACCAGAUCUCAAAGUACCCCUUAAUAUGUUGUCUUAAUUAUCUAAUAAAAAAACAUAUAGUUUUUGUUUUUAUAUCAAGUAUUUAUCAAUUCCAGAAGUCUUUAAAGGAUCUCUCAGUGAGGUCUAUUUUGUCCUAGGAGAGUUCAUACAAAAACUGAAAGAUUUCUUAGAAGCUGUUAGUAAAGAUGACAUGUCUUAAAAAUAAUCCUAAGCAUUUACUUUGAAGGAUGUGUUGUAUAAAUUCACUGGAGGGUCAAUGCAAGUCCUUCCAAAUAUCUCUAUUUUGUUAUUAUUAAUAGGGGCUUAAAAUCAAUUAAACACAAACUUUAUUGUGUCUACACUGAAUUAAGUAUGGGUUUUUUAAUAUUUAGUCCAAAGCACUGAUACUGUCUGUAGCACACAACUACUUUGUAAAACAUCAUCAUGAGAAUGCCUUUUGAAGUGUUUAAGAGUAUGAGGUCACUUGGCAUGCUGCUUGACCAAACUAAGCUUUUCUACUAUUUGACAAUUUGUGUCUGAUUUGUACAUUCUUUUCUUGGAGUUUAUUUAAAUAAAGACGUGUGUAAAAUACCCCGUUUGCUACGUUCCAUGUUUAAAUCAGCAGA
Messenger RNA from Cyprinodon variegatus (sheepshead minnow), 9707 nucleotides. RefSeq names its product inositol 1,4,5-trisphosphate receptor type 1-like (gene itpr1a). Gene Ontology annotation, biological process: calcium ion transmembrane transport. Bases 227 to 8491 code for a protein of 2754 amino acids. Gene Ontology annotation, cellular component: membrane; endoplasmic reticulum. NCBI's taxonomy places the organism in Eukaryota, Metazoa, Chordata, Actinopteri, Cyprinodontiformes, Cyprinodontidae. The transcript is spliced from 61 exons. The record is from RefSeq and is a predicted model, not a curated record. Gene Ontology annotation, molecular function: inositol 1,4,5 trisphosphate binding; inositol 1,4,5-trisphosphate-gated calcium channel activity.